AUGAAUUUGGAAUACUGGACGAAAGUGCUCCAUGGAGCCGUGGACAAAGUGAUGUCCUGGGUGCAUCCUAACGCACAUUGGGGCUGGGUUUCAUGUGAUCGGAAGACUGGGCGUCUCGAGCGGGAGAAGCAGUCUCUGUGGAGGAAGAUUAAACUUCUCUUACUCUUCAACCCUCUCACGGAAUGGGUAGAUACAACUCAGGCCAUGAGACUGUACACGCAUAACAGAACAAUCAAGCAGGGUGAAAAAGAAGGAACGCCCGAAUCCAGCAAGGAUAUAAAACAAUUUAUUGAGAAAUUUGGCAUAGACAUGAACGAGUACGAGCCUUCAGAUAUCAACGAGUAUAGCACCUUCGAAGACUUCUUCGUCAGGGCGCACAAGGAUGGGUCGCGGCCAAUUCAUGAGCCUCAAAACCCUGCUCAUGCUGUUGUUCCUGCAGAUUCACGCGUUGUCGCUUAUGAGUCGGUCGCGGAGACCAAACGUCUAUGGAUCAAGGGCAAGAAUUUCAGCAUCAGCACCCUAGUGAUGGACACCGAACUGGGGUCGCAAUUUGAUGGCGCCGCUGUCGCGAGCUUUCGUCUUUCGCCACAGGAUUAUCACCGGUAUCAUUCGCCUGUCUCCGGCAAGGUCAAAGUGUUCAGAAGUAUACCGGGGGAUUAUUACCAAGUGGACGCCAUCGCCCUACAGAGUGAUGUGGACAUCUUGACGAGAAACAGACGGGUGUAUUUGGUUAUUGGAACCGAAUCCUUUGGCGAUGUUUUGUUCGUGGCCAUCGGCGCAACAAAUGUUGGAUCUGUUAAGAUACAUGAAAAAUUCCAACAGAUUGGCGCCAAUGUUGCGAAAGGGGAUGAACUCGGCCAUUUUCAAUAUGGAGGCUCUUCUAUCAUGGUGGCUUUUCAAAAUGGACGGAUCUCCUUUGACCAGGACUUGCUGGAUUUAAGCAAACAGAGGAUCCAAGUUGCUGUCGAUAUGGGCAUGAGUUUGGGGCAUGCGACUGAUUGA
This is a messenger RNA of Clonostachys rhizophaga, 1002 nucleotides long. The record is from the annotation of a GenBank genome assembly. Lineage: Eukaryota; Fungi; Ascomycota; Sordariomycetes; Hypocreales; Bionectriaceae.